This is a messenger RNA of Gilbertella persicaria, 513 nucleotides long. RefSeq names its product cyclin-domain-containing protein. The transcript has 2 exons. The record is from RefSeq and is a predicted model, not a curated record. The coding region runs from base 1 to 513 and encodes 170 amino acids. Gene Ontology annotation, biological process: regulation of cyclin-dependent protein serine/threonine kinase activity. Gene Ontology annotation, molecular function: cyclin-dependent protein serine/threonine kinase regulator activity; protein kinase binding. Gene Ontology annotation, cellular component: nucleus; cyclin-dependent protein kinase holoenzyme complex. Lineage: Eukaryota; Fungi; Mucoromycota; Mucoromycetes; Mucorales; Choanephoraceae.
AUGCUCUCUACCAAUAACCAAAUACCCAAUACAUGCAUUACUUAUUUUCAUUCAAGAGCCAUACCAAAUAUUACUGUUUAUUCCUAUCUUGUUCGUAUACACAAAUUUGCACCAUUUACAAAUGAAGCCCUGUUGUCUGUCUUGAUCUAUUUUGACCGUAUUUCUAAACUAGAUCAAGGAUUCACUAUUAAUUCACUUAAUAUCCAUCGAUUGUUGAUUACAAGUAUCCUAGUGGCUUCUAAAUUUACUUCAGAUGUAUUCUAUGCCAAUAGUCGAUAUGCUAAAGUGGGAGGUCUUUCUUUAGUUGAAUUAAAUCAACUUGAACUUGAAUUCUUGUUCUUGAUUGAUUUUGAAUUAUAUGUUGAACUACAAGACCUUCAAGCAUAUGCAAAUCAACUCUUAUCGCAUGCCAUCUCUAUUUAUUCAUACAAAAUCACUUUACCUCCUGUCAAGACGAUAGAACCAUUUCAUCCUUAUCGAAAAAAGCAAAAAAUUAGACCUUGCAUCUCCUAA